CGUUAUGGGAAACAACCCUAACCCAGAUACAGAACUGAGUGGCUACUUUGUGUUACUUGCUUCUUUUCAAAGCUAAUUUACGCUAAGAAAAUGUCUCCAGAUUACCUCUAUUUUGCACUACCGUGAUGAAAAACCGUCUCGGGAACAUGAAUCCGCUGCCACUGUGACAGUGCUGUCAGAAGCAAAGCUUUAAUUCAAAAGGAAAAAUAAAAAUCUCACCGUCCGGCUCUGCGUGCGAUCCCCAAACUCGGGGAUUAUUGCCUUGCCUGAAACUCAUUUUAACUCUCAGCCAAAAGAAACGCCGAAAGAUAAAAAUAUCUUCUGUCCCCAGCAAGAAUGCUAAGAAACGGGGUGCCGCGGUCACGUUUUUUUUACGGAAAACACACUUUUUUGAGAAGGAAGAAACACAAGCCGAGCGGCAGAGCGCCGGGCGGCGGGGCGGGGCGGGCUCGGCAACGCACCAAUCAGCGCCCGCCGCGCUGCUAUAAAUGGGGGCGCCGCGGCGGGUGCUGCAGCCGCCGCGCUCCCGUCCGCGCAGCAUCGCUAUGUCCGAGGUCGCUCCCGCCCCCGCUGCUGAGGCAGCGCCCGCCGCCGCCGCCCCGGCCCCCGCCGCCAAGGCCACCGCCAAGAAGCCGAAAAAGGCGGCGGGCGGCUCCAAAGCCCGCAAGCCGGCCGGCCCCAGCGUAACCGAGCUGAUCACCAAGGCCGUGUCCGCCUCCAAGGAGCGCAAGGGGCUCUCGCUCGCCGCGCUCAAGAAGGCGCUGGCCGCCGGCGGCUACGACGUGGAGAAGAACAACAGCCGCAUCAAGCUGGGGCUCAAGAGCCUGGUCAGCAAGGGCACCCUGGUGCAGACCAAGGGCACCGGCGCCUCCGGUUCUUUCCGUCUCAGCAAAAAGCCCGGCGAAGUGAAGGAAAAAGCCCCCAAGAAGCGGGCAGCCGCCGCCAAACCCAAGAAGGCAGCAGCUAAGAAACCCGCCAGCGCUGCCAAGAAGCCCAAGAAAGCGGUGACAGCGAAGAAGAGCCCCAAGAAAGCGAAGAAGCCGGUGGCCGCCGCGGCCAAGAAAUCAGCCAAGAGCCCCAAGAAGGCGACCAAGGCUGCCAAGCCCAAAAAAGCGGCGGCAGCGGCGAAGAGCCCGGCCAAGGCGAAGGCGGUGAAGCCCAAGGCAGCCAAGCCCAAGGCGGCCAAGCCCAAAGCGGCCAAGGCGAAGAAGGCGGCACCCAAGAAGAAGUAAGCCCCCGUGGAAGAACCCUCUUGCUCGGCGCUUAAACCCAACGGCUCUUUUAAGAGCCACCCAAAUUCUCUUAAAAAGGGCUGGAAUAAGGGAGUUUGUGUAUAUAUAUAUAUAUAUAC
Messenger RNA from Aquila chrysaetos chrysaetos, 1351 nucleotides. RefSeq names its product histone H1.11L. Gene Ontology annotation, cellular component: nucleosome. Bases 489 to 1232 code for a protein of 247 amino acids. Gene Ontology annotation, biological process: nucleosome assembly. Lineage: Eukaryota; Metazoa; Chordata; Aves; Accipitriformes; Accipitridae. The transcript has a single exon. The record is from RefSeq and is a predicted model, not a curated record. Gene Ontology annotation, molecular function: structural constituent of chromatin; DNA binding.